AUGAUGGCGGCCUCUGCUUUUUCGUCGAAUUUCGUCAGCAGCGUGGAGGACUUCCAGGCGUUGUUUGCACCGAACAGCGGUGACCGUCUGCUGCUGUGCCACGAGGCCAUCCGCGAUGACGUGACGGCGGCGGGCUUGACGGCGUUUGAGGAUGCCGUGGGAGCGGCGGUUGCGACGCACGCCGUUAACGUGCGGCUCCACAUUUGGGACUGCAGCAGUGGCGCCUUUGCAGCGGCAAGGCAGCAGCUGGGGAAGGAGACUGGCGCGCCUCUGCUGCUGGUGGUGUACCAACAGACCAUCGCCGACACAUUCAGUAAGCCACUGCCUGCUCUGACGCAGGACGUCGCNGCCUCUGCUGCUGGUGGUGUACCAACAGACCAUCGCCGACACAUUCAGUAA
Molecule: messenger RNA, 399 nt
Organism: Trypanosoma grayi
Lineage: Eukaryota; Euglenozoa; Kinetoplastea; Trypanosomatida; Trypanosomatidae
Exons: 1
Coding region: 1-399 (132 amino acids)
Source: RefSeq, a predicted model, not a curated record